Messenger RNA from Ilex paraguariensis (yerba mate), 753 nucleotides. NCBI's taxonomy places the organism in Eukaryota, Viridiplantae, Streptophyta, Magnoliopsida, Aquifoliales, Aquifoliaceae. The record is from the annotation of a GenBank genome assembly.
AUGGGGAAGAAGAAGAAGAGGGCAUCGUCGAAGAUGUGGUGCUAUUACUGCGACAGAGAGUUCGAGGAUGAGAAGAUAUUGGUGCAGCAUCAGAAGGCCAAGCACUUCAAGUGCCAUGUAUGCCACAAGAAGCUCUCCACCGCCGGUGGCAUGGUCAUUCACGUCCUCCAGGUUCACAAAGAGACCGUCAACAAGGUGCCAAAUGCAAAACCUGGUAGAGAAUCAACUGACAUUGAAAUAUAUGGAAUGCAAGGGAUCCCCCCUGACAUCCUGGCAGCUCACUAUGGAGAGGACGAUGAAGAUGCCCCAUCAAAAGUGGCCAAAGUAGAUAUACCUCCCACUCAGACAGUUGGUGGUGUAGUGCCAGGAUCAUUAGGUGUUGGAUAUCCUCCUCAAUCAACUUUUGGCAUGAUGCAGUCAGUGUAUGUUGUCUUAUAAAAUGUCUAAGAUCUUUAUGCUUGUAUCCGUGCCCCCAUUUUAUGUUUUGAAAAAGUUAAAAUAUGUGUAUUGGUUGAGAAGCUUGGCUUAGAGUGAAUUCUUAAGUGCACUCUUGUAGUUUUAUUUAUCCCUUUUUUGAGAUAUGUAUAAAUGGUUGCACUAUUAUACUAACAAGUUUAAGAUGACUGUUUUGAGACCUUGGGUUAUCUUCAUUCAUCUCAUAUGCAAAUACAAUAGAAUUGUGUUCCACAUGAUUCACUCUUGAUCAAUAGCAUAGGUACUCACCUUCCUGUUUUCUUUCCAUAAAAGAAGACG